UCAUGCUGCUGCCAGGUCCAGAGUGUGUCAUGGGUCCCUGUACGGCCUCCCAUUGCUGCUGUCUCCAUCGCCACACUCUGCCAUGUGCCACUUUCAGGUCUCCUCACACUCUGCUGCUGGGUUCCAUUUUGUCAUAGGGUGCUGUCUCCUCACACUGCUGGUGGGUUCCAUUUUGUCAUAGGGUGCUGUUAUGGCCUCCCAUUGCUGCUGCCAGGCCCGUAAUCUGCCAUGGGCCCCCGUACUGACUGAUCCUCAUGCUGCUGCCAGGCCCGUAAUCUGUCAUGGGCCCCUGUACCGCCUCCUCAUGCUGCUGCCAGGUGC
This is a messenger RNA of Staurois parvus, 321 nucleotides long. The record is from the annotation of a GenBank genome assembly. NCBI's taxonomy places the organism in Eukaryota, Metazoa, Chordata, Amphibia, Anura, Ranidae.